Messenger RNA from Theobroma cacao (cacao), 1127 nucleotides. RefSeq names its product scopoletin 8-hydroxylase-like. The record is from RefSeq and is a predicted model, not a curated record. NCBI's taxonomy places the organism in Eukaryota, Viridiplantae, Streptophyta, Magnoliopsida, Malvales, Malvaceae.
AGGCACAUUUUCACAUACCCUGAAAAUAGAUGGCUCCGAGUUUUGAUAAUGGCAAAUCACUUUUCGACUUUGUUGUCCGAGAUGGAAAUGGUGUCAAAGGAAUAGUCGACUUAGGCUUAUCAAAGGUGCCACAGGCUUACAUUCAACCACCGGAAGCGCAGAUUGAUAAGGAAAACGCAAGCAAACAUGGGCAGCCACCGAUUGAUUUGUCGAGGCUUGACGGCCCUGACCAUGAUGAAGUGGUCAAGGAAAUUGUUAGAGCUUCUGAGACUCUCGGCUUCUUCCAAGUUGUGAACCAUGGCGUGCCUGUUGAUCUACUAGAGUCCCUUAAGGACGCGGCGCAUACCUUCUUCGGCCAGCCACCAGAAAGGAAGUCUGUUUAUCGUAAAGAAGUGAGUCCAACCCCGUUAGUGAGGUAUGGGACGAGCUUUGUCCCAGAGAAAGAGAAAGCGUUGGAGUGGAAAGACUAUAUCAGCAUGGUAUAUACCAACGACGCCGAAGCUCUUGAACAUUGGCCUGUAGAGUGCAGGGAAGUUGCACUUGAGUAUUUGAAGACAUCACUUGAGAUGGUGAAGAAAUUACUUCAUGUUUUAACGGAAAACCUUGGAGUGAAACUAGAUGACUCGAAGAUCGAUGCACUCAUCGGCAGAAAGACAGUUAACAUGAACUUUUAUCCAACAUGUCCUAAUCCUGAUCUCACAGUUGGUGUAGGACGUCAUUCUGAUUUUGGAACUUUAACUGUCUUAUUGCAAGAUGGUAUCGGCGGUUUGUAUGUGAACAUUCCAGAAGACACAGAUAUUGGAAAGAGGGGAGAUUGGGUAGAGAUCCCCCCAAUUCAUGGUGCUUUGGUCAUCAACAUUGGCGAUAUGUUACAGAUUUUAAGCAAUGGAAGGUACAAAAGUGCAGAACACCGGGUUCGUACCACCAGCACAAAAUCGAGGGUGUCAAUACCAAUUUUCACCAUCCCUAAACCAACAGAGAAAAUUGCACCACUACCUCUGGUGGUAGAGAAAGAUGAAGUGGCUCGUUAUAGAGAGUUUGUGCUUGGAGAUUAUAUGAAUAACUAUUUUGGAAAUCCUCAUGAAGGCAAGAAGUCUCUCGAUUUUGCACGGAUAAAUUCAGCUUGA